GAAUAUGAAGGCGCGCUAAGCCGGGCUGGAACGGAGAGUCUCCGAGGCUGUGCUCCAUUCAGAGCCCAAGGACUUACAGCUUCCUCCGCUGCCUUCCUGUGUCAACAACCCCCCAAAAGUUGUGAUGCUUUUCUUUACACAGUGCUUUGGGGCUGUGUUGGAUCUCAUUCACCUCCGGUUUCAGCACUACAAGGCUAAACGGGUUUUCUCUGCUGCUGGGCAACUUGUCUGUGUGGUCAACCCCACGCACAACCUAAAGUAUGUGUCUAGUAGACGGGGGAUCACUCAGAACUCCGCAGAGCAAGGUAGCUUCCACCCACAUCAUCUUCCCCACCACCAUCGCCACCACUGUCACCACAACCACCUGUAUCAGCAUGCCCGUCCUCACCACCUCCACCACCAGGAGCCGGGGCUGCACAACUCUCAGGUGACACCCUGUAUAUGCCCGCUCUUCUCCUGCCAGUGGGAAGGCCACCUGGAGGUGGUGGUUCCUCACCUGCGGCAAAUCCACAGGAUUGACAUCCUGCAAGGGGCGGAGAUAGUCUUCCUGGCCACGGACAUGCACCUCCCCGCGCCAGCCGACUGGAUCAUCAUGCACUCCUGCCUGGGCCAUCACUUCCUGCUGGUGCUCAGGAAACAGGAACGACAUGAAGGGCACCCUCAGUUCUUUGCUACCAUGAUGCUGAUUGGGACUCCCACUCAGGCCGACUGCUUCACUUAUCGCCUGGAGCUCAACAGAAACCACAGGCGUCUCAAAUGGGAGGCCACCCCGAGAUCUGUCCUGGAGUGUGUGGACUCAGUCAUCACCGAUGGGGACUGCCUGGUUCUCAACACUUCACUGGCUCAGCUCUUCUCUGACAACGGCAGCCUCGCCAUUGGAAUCGCCAUCACGGAGACGGACGUCGGAGCCAGGGAUGCUGCAGAGAUGUGAGACCAGGAGCCGCUGGAUAUCCUGUGCACCUUGGACCUCUAAACAGCAGGACCUUUUUAUUACCCGUCUUCUUUCUUUUCUUUUUUUGUCUCAGGUAAUUUGAGGUAUUAGUAUUCAUCUGCCAUGGGCAUUAUAUUAUGUAAACAACUGUGAUUCAAGAUCUUGGUGUGAAAUCUGUCCUGUGUUGUUGGUAACGUUUUGUAGAGCAUUCAGAAGAGUCUGCCAGAGUAGUUAUUUUCCACCACUGUUAGUCCCUUUCUUCACUGCCGCCAAAGGGCAAGCACCACUGUUACCAAGAAGCCGAGCACUGGAGUUAAAGGAGGCUAGACUACCAAAAACAUCUUCCAUCUUCGGUCUGUUUCGAAUAGAGCCUAACUUGUCAUGGGUGAGGCAGCAAGUCUGGAGAGAAAAACCCAGACAGCUGCCAUGAGUCCCUUUCCAGGAGCCUUGGGCUCAAGGAUAAGCUGCAGGAGCAUGAGACAUUGCCUCCUCCACAGAGCGUGGAGUCACCUGGAGGCACCCUUUGUGUCAGAAGCACUCACUUGAUUCUGGACAGGAGAUGGUGGUCAGGUUAAAAAGCCUCUCGCUUCUUAUUUCCAGGUUCUCCGGGCCUCCUCACUGAGCUAUGCCUUUCCCUUUAGCUUUGCAAUUAAAGCUGGGAUGUUCUCAGCGCUUUUUCUGAAAAGAGCUUUGCCUCUGCUGAGGCAGGAUAAGUAAGAUGCACCAGAGAUGCAGCCAGAAAGAAGGCAUCAAACUAACUUCUAGCCUCUGGGAGGGUGCUCCUGCCUCAGUGAGACCUUUUAGAUGUAUCAAUUAUAAAUCUAGCAGCCACUCCCCCCACCACCACCACCACCACACACACCCACACACACACUUCACUAGAGUAACACUUUUUUGUAGCAGACAGAGAGCCAGCUACUCUGUUUGUUGAUAGUUUAUAAAUAAGAUCCAUCAUCAAACAUAAGCACCGCAGGGAAAAGCAAGCCGGACCUCCCCGCUGGAGAGCUAGCCCUGAUGCUUAGACUCUGGGCCUCCCAACUCCUUUCUUUACUCUCUAACACACGCUGUAUCCCUGCUCAGUACAUAAACAUGGUUGCUUUGGAAUAGGUCAGCAUUUGCAGAAGGAAGCACCGGAAACGCACCUUGCCCUCCACUCCCCAUCACCCACGAACCCCCAACCUCACCCACUACCCCACCUCCACCCUCAUCCCCAACCCCUCCCACACCACCCCUCCAGAGGCUGCUUUCUCUUGGUUUGUUGUUAGAACCACGAAUCAGCUUCAGGUGGAGGUGGGGGAGGGCUUCCUGCAGUGGAAGAAAGUGGGGAUCUCCACGCUGCCUUCUUUCUGUUCUGACUUGGACACCUUAAAGCCUUCCCAGUGGGGCCACAUGUCUGCAACUUCCUUUCUGUCACUGGCCAGGUGCUAGGGGAAAACAUGGCAAGCAAAUCCAGCUUGUCUCUUCCUGGGACUGUGUGGGCCUUUCUCCAGCUCAUUCCCUUACCUCGGGCACACCAGCUGGGCCGGCCUGGCCAGCCUCCAAGUGAACGCUUAGUUUCAGGCAGAUUGUCCUGGCUGGCCGUCAGCAAUCUUUUCUCUACCAGAAUUAAUUCAUCUAAAAACACACUACCCUUCCCCCACACUGGGUGAUCUUCCAGCCACUUUUGCUGUGCACCCAUACCCGAAGCAUCAAUUUACAGAAAGAUGAAAACACAGUCCUUUCCAGUCACCCGGUCUUUGCUGGGAUUCUGAGCCCAGGCUUCCUCUAUCAAGGGCUGGUGAAGCACAACUAACUUUGCCCACAGAGGAGCACAAAGAUGACGCUGUGAGUUGCCAAGGAAAGGUUUGUGUGCCAUGGGAGCUAUUACAUAUGCAGCUCCAGGCCAUUAGCAACCAACCGUGGAUGGCCCAGACCCAAGGCUGGUGGGUCAGCCCUGGGAGAGACCAGUUCGUGUGGCUCCUUGCCUGCAGCCCAGGGCCUCCAUAGCUGUCUAAAGGCGUCAGAAGCCACAGGUCUUCUCCUGGCUUCUGAUGGUCAUGUGGAGUAUCCCAGGUACCCCAUCUAAACAAACACACAACACCUCAAGAAGACACUCAGUGCUUAUAGAUCUCAGAAUUCCUGCAGUGUUGCCUUCGCCUUCCUACUGAGCCAAACUAGGAACAACGGCAGGCUGUUGCUAGUGUACACUAUACUAUGGGUAAGCCAUCCCAGGCACAGAUUUGAAAGGUGGUUCCUAGAAAUCUCCAAAAUAAAGGCUAGGGAAUGUGUCCUUCUCCUCCAACUACGGUGCUCCCAAGAUGACUUUUCUCUCCAAACUAAUAAGUGAAGAACAGAAGACAAAGGAGCAAGCUAAGACCAAACAAAAGAGUGUGCGUUUGAGUGCUAUUGCUCUCUUCUUUAGUCUUGAGUGAAUCCUAUAUUGCUCUCUUCUUUAGUCUUGAGUGAAUCCUCGUCAGUUUCCUCAACACACAGGUUCAGAGACGCAUCAUGACCUUCUCAAGGUCAAGCAUCAGACCACGACUAAAACUCAGCUCCACCAACUUAGACUUAGUGUUCUUAAUAUAGAAAGACGAACACCCCCCCCCCACCCCCGGUGUUCAGCAGGGUCUUGCUUCAGCAGUGGAUUGGAGACUUGAGAAUCGACAGGGUCUUCAUCCUGGAUGAUGGGGGAGUAUCCAUAGGGAAAGGCUGGAGUGGAAGCCACUUUCAGUGACUUCUUGGCAAUGUGCAGUAAGCUGGUCCCAGGGAGGUGGGAGGGAAGAGGCACAUGGAGGUCUCAGUAGCCUGGUGUCUGUCUCUUUCACCCACUCUCAGGCAGGUCUCUUGCUCCAAGAUUCUGAACCCAGACACUCAACGGUACUCUUUGAGGAAUGUAUAUGUUUUAGUAGAGGGUCUAGACAGACAGUAGCGCUUAAGAGAGAUGAGUUGCCUGUAUUUGAGUUGGCAAUUGUGAGCUGUUUGUUCAGAAGGUGUUUAAAGGGAAACAUGUCUCCUUGUGAGUCUGAGCCAAAUGAAUGACUGCUGGAGGUUUAGCAGUACAAUGAAGAUUGUUCAGUCAGUCUGCACAUGGACCCUGGGAUAGAGCUAACACUCCUGCAGCUACUGGGGACAUUGAGGAAUGGAUCAGGAUAGUUGUCACAGUAGAGCUUGUGGCUGCCACUGACUGGAAGUUUCCCCUAUGACCCAGGGGGAUGCAUACUCGGAACAUGUUACCCCAUGUAACCCUCAAAAGAACCACAUGAAGCUGCUGUGUGUGUGUGUGUGUGUGUGUGUGUUGUCCCUAUGUAACCGAUAGCAAACAGCAAAACUGGUCCCACACUCUGGGCUUUUAACCAACCCCACCCACGUCAUUCCUAUGAACUCAUGUUGCAGAGUCUCAGAAGGACCCAGUGUGGACAGCAUGGAAACCCCGCUGUAGUAUCUCAGUACUAAAUGUAUCUUUCCGCUUCUGUUCUUCCAGCCCAAUGGCCAACUUGUAUUCAGAUUGUUACAUUUUUAGAAUUUUGUAGGCCAGUUAUUACAACCAUUAUUAAAAAUUAACUUAUAUAUAAUCUUACAGCUAAAUAAAUUCUAUUUAAGACAAGGAGAAUA
Molecule: messenger RNA, 4522 nt
Organism: Mus musculus (house mouse)
Lineage: Eukaryota; Metazoa; Chordata; Mammalia; Rodentia; Muridae
Gene: Siah3
Product: siah E3 ubiquitin protein ligase family member 3
Exons: 2
Coding region: 125-931 (268 amino acids)
Biological process (GO): ubiquitin-dependent protein catabolic process
Cellular component (GO): cytoplasm
Molecular function (GO): ubiquitin protein ligase activity
Source: RefSeq, marked validated